GAAGAUGUCCAGGCAACUGGAGCAUGCGACCCCGACGAAGAUAUCCGGAAUACAUGAAGGGCUGAUUGAACGGAAACUGAGGAUUGCAGGACGAGUGCUUUCUUACGAUGCGAUCCAUGGGGUGGCCGUUCUCCUUGACUUCGAUGGGAAACAUACUAUCUCUGUCGAUAUCGGUUCUGCUCUGGACGAUCGGAGUAAGGAAUGGGUGAAUGAGCGACUCAGUACCGUUGUCGUUAUUGGCUACCUCGAGAAACCUCCGUCAGAGAUUCCUGAAUCGAGUCAGCUCCCCGUCGGCGUGGUGCCUCCCAGUAGGGCGAUACAACUUCGAGCACUGUUGGUGGUUCCAGCUGCAGACUUGGAUAUCAAGCUGUGGAAUAGGGUUGUGGACGACGUUCAGGGGCAGGAGGAGCAGAGCAGCUUGCAUGUCGCCGAUGUCGCCCCGGUCACCCCGGGUUAACCACUCAUUGAGUGGCCGCCUGAGCACUUGUGUCUUUCCUGACCUUCUUUUUCAAUCCUUGUCGCUAUGAAUGUUCUAUAUAUUCUGUUGUCUUGCA
Molecule: messenger RNA, 554 nt
Organism: Coprinopsis cinerea okayama7#130
Lineage: Eukaryota; Fungi; Basidiomycota; Agaricomycetes; Agaricales; Psathyrellaceae
Exons: 3
Coding region: 5-457 (150 amino acids)
Source: RefSeq, a predicted model, not a curated record